UUUGUCUGGCUUUGCCUCCCUGACUUGAUUAACGCCUUCGUGACUCCAGGAAAGUUGCAGCUCAAUGGGAGUCUGGAGGAGUCUUUUGUAAUCCCAAACAUCUCAGGUUUCUUUUUCUGGGAUAACGACAGCCUGGCAGACUGGCAGAGCUUCGUGGGCAGGAGCCGGUAUGGAGCCGAGUCACAGAGCCUCACGGUGAAAGCCCUGCUUGUCGUGGCAUACUCCUUCAUCAUCGUCUUCUCCCUCUUUGGCAACGUCCUGGUCUGUCACGUUGUCAUCAAGACCAAGCGCAUGCACUCUGCCACCAGCUUGUUCAUCGUGAACCUGGCCGUGGCUGACAUCCUGAUCACGCUCCUAAACACGCCGUUCACGCUGGCUCGUUUUGUGAACAGCAGCUGGAUAUUUGGGAAAGGGAUGUGCCACGUCAGUAGGUUUGCACAGUACUGCUCCCUCCACGUCUCUGCCUUGACCCUCACAGCCAUUGCUGUGGACAGACACCAGGUUAUAAUGCACCCUCUGAAACCUCGCAUAUCUACUACAAAAGGUGUUAUCUACAUCUCUGCAAUCUGGAUCAUGGCAACUUGUUUUUCCCUGCCACAUGCUAUCUACCAAAAACUCUUUAUUUACAAAUACAGUGAGGAGGUCACCCGGUGCCUGUGCCUGCUGGAUUUCCCUGAGCCUGCUGACCUCUUCUGGAAGUACCUUGACUUAACAACCUUCAUUUUGCUCUAUGUCCUGCCCCUUCUGAUCAUCUCUGCUGCCUAUGUGAAGGUGGCCAAGAAGCUCUGGCUGCGCAACGUCAUCGGGGACGUCACCACUGAGCAGUACGUGGCCCUUCGCAAGAAGAAUAAGAAGACCAUAAAGAUGCUGAUGCUUGUUGUCAUCCUUUUUGCAGUCUGCUGGUUCCCCUUGAACUGUUAUGUCGUCCUCCUCUCCAGCCAGACCAUCUACACCAACAAUGCCCUGUACUUUGCCUUUCACUGGUUCGCUAUGAGCAGCACCUGCUACAACCCCUUCAUCUACUGCUGGCUCAACGACAGCUUCCGAUCCGAGCUGAAGGCUUUGCUCAACAUGUGCAGAAAGCCUCCUGGGCCCACAGAACAGAUGCUUCCCUCCACAGUCCCAUCCUACCGAUUGGCUUGGCCAGAAAAUGGCAACUUUAAGAGGUUGCAGGGCUCCCAUGUCCUUCCAUCAGCCUCCAACCUCCAGUCAGGAAAGACAGACAUCUCUGCAGUUGAGCCAAUAGUAGCUGUGAGCUGA
Messenger RNA from Chaetura pelagica (chimney swift), 1260 nucleotides. RefSeq names its product G protein-coupled receptor 83 (gene GPR83). Lineage: Eukaryota; Metazoa; Chordata; Aves; Apodiformes; Apodidae. Gene Ontology annotation, cellular component: membrane. Gene Ontology annotation, biological process: neuropeptide signaling pathway. Gene Ontology annotation, molecular function: neuropeptide Y receptor activity. The transcript has 5 exons. The record is from RefSeq and is a predicted model, not a curated record. The annotation marks the transcript as partial.